AUGCCUCUCAAAUGGUUCCGGAGUCACCGAGACAGCAGUUCCAUUAAUACGGAAGAUGAAAUUACCCGGUCAUCGACGGAGGCCACAAGCACCAAGCCAAAAACCAAGCGGAGCAAGUCUAUGACACAUCGAUCUCGACGAUCGCGCUCGCAGGGUCCUGGUCUGCGUGCCAUGAUUGGCAUGGGCCGAUCGAUGCAGUACGAGCUCGACAUGUCGACUGCAGUUGCAGCUGAGGAAGAGCAGCGACGUAUUUUGUACCAAACCAAGAACCAUCGCCGAUUUACCAUCCACGGUAUCUCCACUCAUCACAAACAUAGUGAUGCAGGCUCGAGCUGCAACUCUACGCCAGCAGGAUCCCCAAUGCCGCCGACGACUCCAAGUCAUGCACGCGCAUGGCAUUACGGCUUGGGCUCUAAUCGAACGUUGCAUGGACGCAGCCCACGAACUCCGCUGAAGAACUCUCUCACGUCGGACUCGCACCCGUCGAUCAUCUUCAUCGACUGUCCGCCGUAG
Peronospora belbahrii is the source of this 513-nucleotide messenger RNA. The record is from the annotation of a GenBank genome assembly. Lineage: Eukaryota; Oomycota; Peronosporomycetes; Peronosporales; Peronosporaceae.